Molecule: messenger RNA, 1844 nt
Organism: Brassica rapa (field mustard)
Lineage: Eukaryota; Viridiplantae; Streptophyta; Magnoliopsida; Brassicales; Brassicaceae
Product: ALBINO3-like protein 1, chloroplastic
Biological process (GO): thylakoid membrane organization; protein localization to chloroplast; protein insertion into membrane
Cellular component (GO): chloroplast thylakoid membrane
Molecular function (GO): membrane insertase activity
Source: RefSeq, a predicted model, not a curated record
GCUUGUGUUCGCUACACUUCACGGUCGGUGUCUCGCGCACGAGACUAGACGUGAAGCAAGAAACAAUACUUGACAAAAAUCCAAAUCCUUUCUGAAUCCAAAACCAAGUUCUUACCUUUCUUGUCGCUGAAGAUGGCCACUUCGAUAUCACUGAAGCCGACGAACCUUCUCCUCUCGUCUUUCUCAACCGGCAGAGUCCUCCAUCUCCGCCGCUCCCGUUUCAGCCACAGACCGUCGCCGUCUUCGUCUUGUCGUCGGACUCUGGUGGCUCAAUUCGGGUUCAGUCCAGGCCCCGUUUCUCUCGAUUUGAUCAAAGAACAUGUCGAGAGUCUACUCUACACGAUCGCUGAUGCAGCCGUCUCGUCCUCCGAGACUUUUGAUUCUUUUUCCGGCACUACCACUACCACCACCACAAACCAGAACAGUGAUUGGUUCACUGGUAUCGCCAAUUACAUGGAAACUAUCCUCAAGGUUUUGAAAGAUGGGUUAUCAACUGUAAACGUUCCUUAUUCUUAUGGUUUCGCUAUCAUUCUACUCACCGUGCUUGUUAAGGCUGCUACCUUCCCGUUGACCAAGAAGCAGGUAGAAUCUACUAUGGCUAUGAAAUCUUUGCAGCCUCAGAUUAAGGCAAUCCAGGAACGGUAUGCUGGUGAUCAGGAGAAAAUUCAACUUGAAACUGCCAGAUUGUAUAAACUUGCUGGAAUCAAUCCUUUUGCAGGCUGUCUCCCCACACUAGCUACCAUACCAGUCUGGAUUGGCCUAUAUAGAGCCCUUUCAAAUGUUGCGGAUGAGGGGCUCUUGACGGAAGGCUUUUUCUGGAUUCCUUCUCUUGCCGGUCCAACAACUGUUGCCGCAAGACAGAGUGGCAGUGGAAUAUCAUGGCUCUUCCCGUUCAUUGAGGGACACCCACCACUCGGAUUGUCAGACACAUUAGCAUAUCUUGUCUUACCUCUAUUACUCAUCUUCUCUCAGUAUCUCUCCAUUCAGAUUAUGCAAUCCUCUCAGCCGCAGAGUGAUGAUCCAGCCAUGAAGAGCUCACAAGCGGUGACGAAGUUUCUCCCGCUGAUGAUUGGCUAUUUUGCACUAUCAGUUCCUUCUGGUUUAAGUCUUUACUGGUUGACCAACAACAUUUUGAGCACAGCACAGCAAGUAUGGCUUCAAAAAUAUGGUGGUGCCAAAAAUCCGAUGGAGAAGCUCACUAAUUUGGUAACCAAGGAAGACAAAACUCAAAAAGUUGACAAGUCUAUCUCACAACCUCUAGUUCAGAAGUCUGUCUCAGAGCUGAAAAUACCAAGAGACAAGGGUAGUGAAAAAGUGACCUCAGAAGGGCCCAAACCUGGUGAAAGGUUUAGGCUGCUCAAAGAGCAAGAAGCAAAGAGACGUCGAGAGAAAGAAGAGGAGAGGCAGAAAGCUGAAGCAGCUCUGUCAAAUCAAAAUACAGACAGCGCACAGGAACAUGAGGGAAAAUCUGACACAGGUGCGGAAGAAACAGGUGAUGGCUCUGCCGCUGUGAAUGGGAAGCCUUCCAUUCAAAAGGACGAGACUACUAAUGACAAACUCGGCGUUGGCCAUGAUGCAGAGAAACAACAUUCUCAUGAAACAUAGAAGUGGUUAACAAACACCUAAAGGCGGAUUGAGGAAAAGUGAUCUUUCAGGUUUUAGUAUUUGUGCAGAAAGAAAUGGCCAAGUGGGUUUUUGUAAGUCGUGGAAGCUUACUUCAUGUUCCUUACAUAUUCUUAUGUAUAAACAGAAGGUUUUGCUCUCAUACGACAAUGGUUUUACUCUAGAAGCCUACACUAUGACACUUGUCUUCAUCUGUUAUUAAAAUUUGAAUAGAUAAUGCA